UCCUAAUUCAGACACAAAGUGCUUCUCUCUUACCACGAUGGCCAACGGUGUUACUUCUACGAAGUUCUUUCUCAUUGCUCUUUUACUCUAUACUUUCACCGCCGUUACCUCUCAAGUUGCAACCACAAAUAAUUAUGCGUCUGACGAAGCCAUUCUCAUAACCGUGGACCAGUCCGGCAAAGGAGAUUACUGGAAAAUACAAGACGCCAUUGAUGCCGUGCCGUCGAAUAAUGUGGAGAAUGUGUACAUUGCAGUUAAACCUGGAACUUAUACUGAAAAAAUUUGGGUGCCUGCAGAUAAGCCAUUUAUUACGAUAGCCGGCGCGGGGCCGGGCGAGACGAUAAUAACAUGGAGUCAGGGUGGGGAGAUAUACGACACUCCAACCUUCACCGUCCUGGCUUCUGAUUUUACCGGACGAACCCUCACAAUUCAGAACACGUACGGAAAAGGAGCUCGAGCAGUGGCACUUAGGGCUUCCGGAGAUAGGGCAGCAUUCUACGAUUGCAGUAUCAAGUCGUAUCAAGACACCCUACUUUCCGAAAACGGCAAGCAGUACUACAGCAACUGCUACAUCGAAGGAGCCGUCGACUUCAUAUUCGGAAGCUCAGCCGCCCUUUUCCAGAACUGCCACUUGCACUCGACUGCGGAUGAGGUCGGAUUCAUAACCGCCCACCGGAGGGACAACGCUUCAGAGAACUUGGGCUUCAGUUUCGUGGGUUGCAAGAUAAGCGGCUUAUCAAAGACAACCCUAGGACGGCCAUGGAGCCCCUAUUCCAGGGUUAUCUUUUCCCUUACGCACAUGUCGAAUGUCGUGGCGCCGCAAGGUUGGGAUGACUGGGGUCGGUCGCCCGAAGAACUGAGUACUGUCUACUUCGGACAGUACAGAUGUUGGGGACCGGGAGCCGAUACGUCGCAGAGAGUUAAGUGGGCCCGGGAACUUACGUUCCAAGAGGCUGCGCCGCUUAUGACGAGUGGCUUCAUUGGUGGCAGAUACUGGUUAAGGCAAGCUCCGACCAGGUUCAAUAGUAUAAGUGCACUCCGUUCUUCAAAUGUCACGGCUGCCGGAAAUAACUGAAGUUUUGUAAUAAUUCACAAAGAAAAUGAAAAACACGGAGUAGGUUGUGGUACAUAUUUGUAUUAAGUUUGAAGUGUUUUUUUCUUCACUAAACUGUGAUGUUAUUAAGGGCUCACAUGUGAAUUGAAUUUUAAUUGUAUUUUAUAUUGGAUGUGACUAUAAGUGUUUUAGUCGUUA
Molecule: messenger RNA, 1252 nt
Organism: Pyrus x bretschneideri (Chinese white pear)
Lineage: Eukaryota; Viridiplantae; Streptophyta; Magnoliopsida; Rosales; Rosaceae
Product: putative pectinesterase 11
Exons: 1
Coding region: 38-1075 (345 amino acids)
Biological process (GO): cell wall modification
Molecular function (GO): pectinesterase activity
Source: RefSeq, a predicted model, not a curated record